AAAAAAAAACUUUAUAUGUCGUACUGUCAAAAAAACGUGGUGUUAUUCAUAAAUCUUGAUAUUUUUUUUGUUUAUUUGUGUGUUAAUUAUGGAUAUAACAGUGUAAAUUGCAAUGUGCGCGGAUUUUAAUAAUAAUACUAAAUAAUACUAAAAUCGAAAACCCUUAGUAUUGAUGCAUUUUGAAAUAACAAAUAAAAUUUAUAAGAAUUGGGUGCACAUCGUACAUACUGUUCGUGUUCGUAGGGUGUAUCGUUACUGUAUCGGUUUAUGUGUCAAUUAAAAUAGAAGUUAAGGUUUUUUUGAAUACAAAUAUUUUAAAUCAUUAUAAUGGGCAAACAACGAAAAACGAGGAAAAUAGUAGAGAAAAGAUUUGCAAAAAUGAAAAAAAUGAUCAGCCCCAGCGACUCUCGGAUAAAAAAUAGCGAAAGGAGUGAACCAAAGAAGAAGAAACCUGUAGAUCCUCAUCUAAUUAAAAUACGUGAAGUCCCACAAACAAGUUCCGCGCUAUUCUUCCAAUACAACAUGCAGCUAGGACCGCCAUAUCAUGUACUUAUUGACACAAACUUCAUCAACUUCUCAAUAAAGAACAAACUUGAUAUCAUACAAAAUAUGAUGGAUUGUCUUUAUGCUAAAUGCAUACCAUAUAUUACUGAUUGUGUCCUUGGAGAAUUGGAAAAACUUGGAAGAAAGUAUAGAGUAGCUUUAAGGAUUAUAAAGGACCCACGAUUUGAGAGGAUAGCCUGUCUUCAUAAAGGUACAUAUGCUGAUGAUUGUUUAGUACAAAGAGUUACACAACAUAAAUGUUAUAUUGUAGCUACAAAUGACAAAGAUUUGAAACGAAGAAUUAGAAAAAUACCAGGUGUUCCUAUAAUGUAUGUUGCGGAACACAAGUAUACAAUAGAACGAAUGCCGGAUGCAUAUGGUGCUCCAAAAGGAGCAAUUUAACAUUAGAUAUUUAAUUUAUUAAAUUUUCUAUUAUACAUUUUUGUAUUGAUUCUAAUGGUUUAAAAAUAUUAACCCACUGUUACUGCAAAGCAGCCACAUACUCACAGACUCAAAUGCAUUUAAAUGUAAGUUCAAUAAUGGUUCAAAUUGUUAUUUUUAAGCCUAUAUCUACAUUAUACAUCUACAGUGCUUUGUUAAGUGUUCUCUAGUGAGAAUUUUUCUAACUUUACCUAUCUAGAAGACUUUAAUCAACACUAGCUGACCUGGCAGACUUCGUAUUGCCUCAAUCGAUAAAUAAAAGACCUAAG
This is a messenger RNA of Bombyx mandarina (wild silkworm), 1253 nucleotides long. It is a transcript of the gene Bka, whose product is annotated as FCF1 rRNA-processing protein Bka. Lineage: Eukaryota; Metazoa; Arthropoda; Insecta; Lepidoptera; Bombycidae. Gene Ontology annotation, cellular component: small-subunit processome. The record is from RefSeq and is a predicted model, not a curated record.